Molecule: messenger RNA, 1318 nt
Organism: Leptonychotes weddellii (Weddell seal)
Lineage: Eukaryota; Metazoa; Chordata; Mammalia; Carnivora; Phocidae
Source: RefSeq, a predicted model, not a curated record
UCACCAGCGCCGUUGCUAAGAGGCCUUGGAUACCUGGCCGCGGGAUGCGGGGCGGUGUCAGGUGAAGAUGGUGGUCACUGGGCCUCAGGUAACCAUGGAGAAAGAGCUUCGGAGCACCAUUCUUUUCAAUGCAUACAAAAAAGAAGUAUUUACCACCAACAAUGGCUAUAAAUCCAUGCAGAAAAGACUUCGGAGUAAUUUGAAGAUUCAGAGCUUAAAAGAUGAAAUCACAUCUGAGAAGCUAAUUGGGGUGAAACUGUGGAUUACAGCUGGGCCAAGGGAAAAAUUUACUGCAGCUGAGUUUGAAGUCCUGAAGAAAUACCUUGACGGUGGCGGUGAUAUCCUUGUGAUGCUAGGAGAGGGUGGGGAAUCCAGAUUUGACACCAAUAUUAACUUUCUUCUAGAAGAAUAUGGAAUCAUGGUUAAUAAUGAUGCUGUGGUUAGAAAUGUAUAUUAUAAGUAUUUACAUCCUAAGGAAGCUCUAGUUUCCAACGGAGUCCUGAAUAGGGAAAUUAGCCGAGCUGCAGGGAAGGCCGUGCCUGGAAUCAUUGAUGAGGAAAGCAGUGGAAACAAUGCCCAGGCUCUCACCUUUGUCUAUCCUUUUGGUGCCACAUUGAGUGUCAUGAAACCAGCAGUGGCUGUUCUGUCCACAGGCUCUGUCUGUUUCCCGCUUAACAGACCCAUUCUGGCUUUCUAUCACUCGAAGAACCAAGGUGGGAAGCUGGCAGUGCUUGGCUCAUGUCACAUGUUCAGUGACCAAUAUUUGGAUAAAGAAGAAAACAGCAAAAUCAUGGAUGUUGUUUUCCAGUGGCUCACAACGGGAGACAUCCACCUAAACCAGAUAGAUGCUGAGGACCCAGAGAUUUCCGACUACAUGAUGCUGCCCGACACAGCCACCCUGUCAGAGAGGCUUCGAGUGUGUCUCCAGGAGGGCGAUGAGAACCCAAGAGACUUUACCACCCUCUUCGACCUGUCCAUUUACCAGCUGGAUACCACCUCCCUCCCCAAGGUCAUCAAGGCCCACGAACAGCUAAAUGUGAAACAUGAACCUCUCCAGCUCAUCCAGCCUCAGUUUGAGACGCCACUGCCAGCCCUUGAGCCAGCGGUUUUCCCUCCCAGUUUCAGGGAAUUACCACCUCCUCCGCUGGAGCUAUUUGACUUAGAUGAGACGUUCUCUUCUGAGAAGGCCCGCCUUGCUCAGAUUACCAAUAAGUUUCGCAACCUGAACCCAUUUCAAACCUGGAAUGUAUUGACUGAAGAGACGGCUACUUCCCAUGAGGAAGGACCUCAUAACAUCAAGGCAGAUAUGUACUACUGA